AAUGAAGGGUUUUGUAGAUUAAAGUAAAAUCGGAUAUUAACAAUCCGACAGCCAAUAAACAGCCUAACACGUGUCCCACCAUGCGCUGCUUCUCUCCCGUUCGCUGCCUCACAUAAUCCUUAUACCAGAAAUCUAUGAAGUCGACGUUCGCCGUUCAAACGAGAGGCACUCACAUCACAGCAGCUUACUUACCGGAUAUUUGUCGGCUCGUCGUCGUAGUGCAUCAUGGAGUGUUAUACAAUGAGCACAUCAAUACAAGGAUUGUUAUCUGGUCGAUGCAGAAACAAACAAAUAUCAUGGAUUUUAAAAACUCAAAUGGUGAUGAUGAACAUGUUCUUGAACAACCAAUCGACAAUGAUCAAUUAAAGGCACUUCUUGCUGAUGCUGAAAGGGCAAAGCUUUUAAGAAAGUUAAGUGAAGCUAAUCAACACAAUCGUUAUCUCAAACGUCAGUUACUUGUGAGGGAAGAUGCUUUGGCUGAGUUUAAAAGUGAACUUGCUGUAACAGAACUUGAGAUUCAGGGAUUAUUAAAUAUGGCAAAAGAAAUUGUUAGUUAUGGCAUUUCAGCAGGUUCAAGAAAAAUAAAUGGGAAAUACAUUCAGUCUCUUCUUCUUUUACAAUUACAAGGUGUUCAAGAGAAGUUAAAGAAACAAAUUAAAGAAGUGGAACUUGCACAAUCGAAAGAGGUGUCGUUACACUGGUAUGGCAUGGCAGAGAGUGUUCAAGUUAUGGGGUCUUUUGAUGGAUGGAGUCAUGGAGAAGACUUGUCGGCAGAGUAUACUGGCUCUUACACGAGCUUCUCCACAUCUAUAAUGCUUAGACCUGGAAGGUAUGAAAUUAAGUUCUUGGUGGAUGGAGAGUGGGCCCUAUCACCCGAAUACCCAACCGUUGGAGAAGGAUUAAUGGAGAACAACUUGUUGAUUGUUGAAUAAUAUGAGGGGUAUUUUUGUCUAUAUAUAGAAUAGAUUUUUAUUUUUUUUACUACGUCUAAACUAAAAGAUGUAACAUGUUAUUGUUGUCUUUUGUGUUGACCUAGAGAAGUCGAAUGUUGUCUUUUACAGAGAUUUUUUUUCUUUC
Lactuca virosa is the source of this 1077-nucleotide messenger RNA. Lineage: Eukaryota; Viridiplantae; Streptophyta; Magnoliopsida; Asterales; Asteraceae. The record is from the annotation of a GenBank genome assembly.